Messenger RNA from Drosophila bipectinata, 1057 nucleotides. RefSeq names its product PCI domain-containing protein 2 (gene PCID2). The record is from RefSeq and is a predicted model, not a curated record. Gene Ontology annotation, biological process: transcription elongation by RNA polymerase II; poly(A)+ mRNA export from nucleus; post-transcriptional tethering of RNA polymerase II gene DNA at nuclear periphery. Gene Ontology annotation, molecular function: RNA binding; double-stranded DNA binding. Gene Ontology annotation, cellular component: transcription export complex 2. NCBI's taxonomy places the organism in Eukaryota, Metazoa, Arthropoda, Insecta, Diptera, Drosophilidae.
AUGUGGUGCAGUCUACUUCCUAAAUCUGUGGUCUUGUUGUUAAUUAUUGGAGCAGUUCGUGCCCAUAAUACGGUUGAGGACUUUUCUAAAUAUUGCAAAAUAAGGAACUGUCCGGCAAAUAAAACUCACAUUGCCUGCAAUACAACCAAUAGUUGGUCCCCAAAAUGUGGUAAAAAUCCACAAAUUAUGCCCUUACCGGUAGAUGUACAAAGGAUCAUUCUAAAUUAUCACAACAUCUAUCGCGACUCUAUAGCUAGUGGCUUAAUCAUGCGACUUCCUCCGGCCGGGAGAAUGCUUAAAAUGAAGUGGAGUCCUAAACUGGCUGAGAUGGCCCAGCUCAUCAUUAAAAGAUGUGACCUCCAGGCUCCCAAGGAAUGCCAUUCCACGUACGAAUUUGAAAAUCCCAGCUAUCAUGCCAUUUACAACAAAUUCAAAAAGAAUCAGCAUAAAUUGCAAGUGCUGAAAUCUCAGCUAAAUACUUGGUAUAAUGAGUACAAAUACGUGAAUCUAGUGAGUCUAGUGGAUGGCUCGUCUGUAGAUAACAAGGAAAUUGGUCACUUUCUAAGGAUGAUGGUGGGUCCCAGUAACCGAGUGGGCUGUGCUAUGGCUCGGGAGCACCGGGAUGGCUGGACCUACCAAUGGCUGGCUUGCCUUUACAGUUGUCCUCCCCGGAAUCAAUCUCUACUUUACGAGCAUUCCUCCCGCCCGGGGGAUUACUGCAUAACCGGCACUGAUAGUAAGUUCCGAAAUCUUUGCCAUGAAUCGGAACCAGACCACUAUUGCAAGCUAUAUCCAGAAAAGCUUACACAUUUGGUUGAUAAGAACACAGUGACUCACUUGAAAAAUAUGGUUCACGGCAUCAGGCCAAGAAAUGAUAACAUAUAUUGUAGGAUUUGCGAAUUAUGUUGCGAAUGGCGUGAUUGGGCGCUUACCACUGAAGACAUAAUUGAUCGAUCGGCAAAUAUGUUCAUAGGUCCUGGUUUUUCGAUAAAAGAAGUGUUAAGAUUUAUUUUCCUAUAAUAAUAAAGGGCUUCUUUUGUUGAGUCAUAUUAUUCUA